AAAAAGCAAUCUGGUAACUGUCGAUAUGAAAUGUCAAAAAACUGAACGAAAAUAGAAAAUAAUUUCUUUUUACGUCUGUGUGCGUUGUGAAAACGCGGAUUUUUUGCUCUUUUUUUGUGAUUGCAAGUAAAUAGAAAAUAUUUUUGAUUUUGCCACCAACAACAACAACAAGACCACACAAUACCACCAUUUUGGGCGAAUUGGGUACAUAUUUUUUUGUUUUCUCAUAAACUGACAGCAGCGAAAACGGCGAAGAAAAAAUAUUAAAGAGCACUGAAAAAUACACAGAAACGGAGGAAAAAAGUACAACGUCAUUUAAAAAAUACACAAAAGGACGCUUUGAAAAAAAUCAAAAAUACCUUAAAAAUAAAAAUAGAAUUUUAAUUAUUUUUGUACAAAGAUAUUAAAUUAUACACAAACAAAAAUGGCCGAUGAAGAUUUAUCAUUGAAUGAAGAUCAACUCUUGGAGAAUUUGGAUGAGGCCAAUGGUGAAAAUGAAACAGAACUAAUAAAUGAGGAGGAUAACAAUAUGCAGAUUGAUCCCGAAUUGGAAGCUAUAAAAGCUCGCGUCAAAGAAAUGGAAGAAGAAGCUGAAAAAAUUAAACAAAUGCAGUCGGAAGUGGAUAAACAAAUGGCCGGUUCGACAACGGGCUUAGCUACAGUUCCCUUGUCGUUGGAGGAGAAACAGGAAAUCGAUACCCGUUCAGUGUAUGUGGGUAAUGUUGAUUAUGGUGCAUCGGCUGAAGAAUUGGAGGCCCACUUCCAUGGCUGUGGCACAAUCAAUCGUGUGACUAUAUUGUGCAAUAAGGCUGAUGGUCAUCCUAAGGGAUUUGCCUAUAUUGAAUUUGGUUCCAAAGAAUUUGUUGAGACUGCAUUGGCCAUGAAUGAGACCCUAUUUCGUGGUCGUCAAAUUAAGGUUAUGUCCAAACGUACAAAUCGUCCUGGCCUCUCUACUACCAAUCGUUUCCCCCGUGGCAGUUUUCGUGGUCGUGGUGGUGCUCGUGUAUCCCGAGCAUGUUGUCAUACCACCACAUUCCGUGGCACCCGUCGUCCAAUAGGUUAUCGUGGACGUGUUAAUUACUAUGCUCCUUACUGAUUAAUAUUCUUACCUACUUUUAAUGAUUUUUUUUACAAUAUAUAAUGAUUUCAAAAAACAUUAUAUGAUUGCCAUAAUUACACAAAAAAUAAUAAAUAAAUCUUCUUGAAAAUACACAAAAAAUAUAUAUAUGUAGAAAAAGAUCCGAAAGAUAUAGAACUAAAAAAAAAAUACAUAUGAGAAACAAAAAAAAAAAAAAAAUGAAGAGGUGGAUAUGAGAUGCGAAAAAAAUAUUAAAACAAAAAAAUAUGAUGAAAAAAAGACGUUAAAGCAACAAAAAAUGUUAAAACCCUCUAAAAAAUAACUUAAAAAAAGUAAUGAAAGAUGUGAAGAAGAAGAUGAGAAGACUUAAGAGAACACGACAAUUAUUUCUAAUAGUAAAUGCAAUUUUUUACUAAAUAAAACAAUUACUAAAGUGGCUAAUAAUGUUUUUUGAAUGAUCACCAAAUAAAAUAUAUCUAUAUAUAUAUACGUAUAUAUCUGUAAAACCUUUUUAUUUUAAAACCACAAAAAA
Molecule: messenger RNA, 1610 nt
Organism: Lucilia sericata (common green bottle fly)
Lineage: Eukaryota; Metazoa; Arthropoda; Insecta; Diptera; Calliphoridae
Gene: Pabp2
Product: polyadenylate-binding protein 2
Exons: 6
Coding region: 425-1096 (223 amino acids)
Molecular function (GO): RNA binding
Source: RefSeq, a predicted model, not a curated record